This is a messenger RNA of Neogale vison (American mink), 3622 nucleotides long. It is a transcript of the gene FBH1, whose product is annotated as F-box DNA helicase 1. Gene Ontology annotation, biological process: double-strand break repair via homologous recombination; replication fork processing. The transcript has 20 exons. The record is from RefSeq and is a predicted model, not a curated record. Gene Ontology annotation, cellular component: nucleus. Gene Ontology annotation, molecular function: protein binding; ATP binding; DNA binding. The coding region runs from base 33 to 2954 and encodes 973 amino acids. NCBI's taxonomy places the organism in Eukaryota, Metazoa, Chordata, Mammalia, Carnivora, Mustelidae.
GCGGCGGCGGGAGGCCCGGUUCGGAGCGCCAUAUGAGACGGUUUAAGCGGAAGCACCUUACAGCCAUCGACUGCCAACAUUUGGCUCGGAGUCACUUGGCUGUGACCCAGCCCUUCUGUCAAAGAUGGACCAACAGAGACCCGAACCAUGGUCUCUAUCCUAGACCCAGAACAAAAAGAGGGACUAGGGGUCAAGGAUGUCACGGGUACAACACUGAGUUCUUCCCAGCCGCCCGGCAGCGGGGCAUCAAUGACAUGGCCAAAAGCAGUUCUGGGGGCCAGGACGCCUCUAAGGACUCGGAGGGGGACAUGAUCUUUGCUGCAGAGAACCACUGCGCCCUGCCUCAGGAGGGUGAUGGAGAAGCAAGACUGGGCGUGGCAGGGUCCGCUCUGCCUGCAAGGAAGCGGUCUCGGUCCUUUGAGGACGACAGGAAUCAGGCUACAGGGACCAGUCAGUGGGAUGGGGUUUCUAGAAAGACUGCACGGCAUCGUUUGUCCCCGUCGGGCGCAAGACCCAGGGAAGCCAGGCAAGAAACCGAGGACUCUCUGUCAUGGCGCUCUGCAGAGUCCGGACGACCCAGCGAGGAAGUGGAGGACGUUGGGCCUGAUCCCAUUCCUGACUCUUACUAUGGGCUUCUGGGGACCUUGCCAGGCCAGGAAGCCCAGAGCCACAUUUCGAGCCUGCCCAAUGAGGUCCUCCGGCACAUCUUCGCCUUCCUCCCCGUGGAGGAUCUCUACUGGAACGUGAGCCUCGUGUGCCACCUUUGGAGAGAUAUCAUCAGUGACCCACUGUUCAUUCCUUGGAAAAAGCUGUAUCAUCGCUACCUGAUGAAUGAGGAACAAGCUGUGAGCAAAGUGGAUGGCAUCCUGCUGAGCUACGGGAUAGAGAAGGAGUCCGACUUGUGUGUGCUGAACCUCAUUCGCUAUGCAGCCACCAGUAAAUGCUCCCCCAGUGUGGACCCUGGACGGGCCUUGUGGAGUCUGAGGGAUCACCUCCUCCUUCCUGAGGCAGAGGCCUGCGUGCGUCAGCACCUCCCGGAUCUCUACGUGGCGGCCACGGGUGUCAACGUGUGGGCUCUGGUGGCGGCCAUCGUCCUCCUGUCCAGCAGCGUGAACGACAUCCGGCAGCUGCUCUUCUGCCUCCGGAGACCCAGCUCCACCGUGACGGUGCCGGACAUCACGGAGACGCUGUACUGCCUCGCCGUGCUCCUCUACGCCAUGAGGGAGAAGGGGAUCAACAUCAGCAACCGGAUUCACUACUGCAUUUUCUAUUGCCUAUAUCUUGAGGAGAAUUCCUGUCCUCAGGCCAGAGAAGUUAAAGAGGAACCAUCGGUUUGGCCAGGCAAGAAAACCAUCCAGCUUACACAUGAACAACAGCUGAUUCUGAGCCACAAGAUGGAACCUCUCCAGGUGGUCAAGAUCAUGGCGUUUGCAGGCACCGGGAAGACCUCCACGCUGGUCAAGUAUGCUGAAAAGUGGUCCCAGAGCAGGUUUCUGUAUGUGACGUUCAACAAGAGCAUCGCAAAGCAGGCCGAGCUAGUCUUUCCUGCCAACGUCAUCUGCAAGACCUUCCAUUCCAUGGCCUAUGGGCACGUCGGGCGGAAGUACCAAUUAAAGAAGAAACUGAAUCUCUUCAAGUUGACCCCCUUCAUGGUCAAUUCUGUCCUUGCUGAAGGGAAAGGCGGAUUCAUACGGGCCAAGCUCGUAUGUAAGACCUUAGAGAACUUCUUCGCCUCGGCCGACGAAGAGCUCACUAUCGAUCACGUGCCGAUCUGGUGCAAGAACAGCCAAGGACAGAGAGUCAUGGUUGAACAGAGUGAAAAGCUGAACGGUGUCCUUGAAGCCAGCCGACUCUGGGACAACAUGCGGAAGUUGGGGGAAUGCAAAGAAGAGGCUUACCAAAUGACUCACGAUGGCUACUUGAAACUCUGGCAGCUGAGCAAGCCUCUGCUUGCCUCUUUUGACGCCAUCUUUGUGGACGAGGCCCAGGACUGUACCCCAGCUAUCAUGAACAUAGUUCUGUCUCAGCCAUGUGGGAAAAUCUUUGUAGGGGACCCACAUCAGCAGAUCUAUACCUUCCGUGGUGCAGUCAAUGCUCUGUUUACAGUCCCUCACACGCACGUCUUCUAUCUCACACAGAGUUUCCGAUUUGGCGUGGAAAUAGCGUACGUGGGAGCUACCAUCUUGGAUGUCUGCAAGCGAGUGAGGAAAAAGACUUUGGUUGGAGGAAACCAUCAGAGUGGCAUUAGAGGUGAUGCCAAGGGCCAGGUAGCCCUGUUGUCCCGGACCAAUGCCAACGUGUUUGAUGAGGCUGUGCGGGUGACGGAAGGGGAAGUCCCAGCGAGGAUCCAUCUGAUCGGGGGGAUUAAAUCAUUUGGAUUGGACAGAAUCAUUGAUAUCUGGAUCCUUCUUCAGCCGGAGGAAGAGCGGAAGAAACAGAACCUCGUUAUUAAGGACAGAUUCAUUAGAAGAUGGGUGCACAAGGAAGGCUUUAGUGGUUUCAAGAGGUACGUGACGGCGGCCGAGGACAAGGAGCUGGAGGCCAAGAUUGCGGUCGUGGAGAAAUACAACACCAGGAUCCCAGACCUCGUGCGAAGGAUCGAGAGGUGCCACAUAGAAGACCUGGACUUCGCAGAGUACAUUUUGGGCACUGUGCACAAGGCCAAAGGCUUGGAGUUUGACACCGUGCACGUGUUGGAUGAUUUUGUGAAAGUGCCGUGUGCCAGGCACAACCUCGCGCAGCUGCCCCACUUCCGAGUCGAGUCGUUUUCUGAGGAUGAAUGGAAUUUACUGUAUGUUGCAGUAACCCGUGCCAAGAAGCGUCUCAUCAUGACCAAAUCCUUGGAGAACAUUCUGACUUUAGCUGGGCCUUUUCUGAAGCAGGAAAAGAGGCUAAGAGGCAGCCGAUCAGGAGGAAGAAAUCUAAGAGCCAGACCAAAUGGGAGGAAGAAAUGAGCUCUUGUGCCAUCAGCUCACCAAGAGACGUCUGCCCCAGUCGAACCCUAAAACUGUUUCCUGCCACAGGAGUAAAAUUAAGCCCCGAAGGUUGGCCGCACCCAAGCAGAAAGGGGCUCCAGGGACAGAUCCUAGGACAGAGAGCCCAAGCAGCUGCUUGGACUUGUGGGGCCGCUGGUUGGGACUGACGACAAGCCCUCAGGAAGGAGCCCCUGGCUGGCUCACCAGAUCUGAAGCCGAACCGAGCUCGUCUGCCCAGUCAGUGCACAGCGAAGACCGAGACAUCAAGUAGGAUCAAGUUUAUGCCACAAGGAAAGGGUUUGUUGGGGGCAAGCCUCAGAUCCACUUCCCGGAAGGAGGAGAGUCAGACCAAUUGAAGGGCACAUGAAAAAAGCCUGGGUAAAGAGUUGUAGCUGUGUUUAUGAGUCCUGGUAAGACCUUGGCUGCGGUGCUCUGUGCUGUGUAGGCCAUCAGGAUGUCGUCCGCCCUUCUCACUCAGUGCUCUGACAAGCACACGGGGGUUUUCCAGAGGCCACGGGACAUGUGUUCUCACCACAGACUGAACGCAGAAGCAGUUGUCUUCCAUUAAGCCAGACGUGAAAACAAUGUUACUCUUCCAAGUUUUUUUUUUUUUUUUUCUGAAAAUACAGUUGUUUUUGAUAAAAGCA